This is a messenger RNA of Halteromyces radiatus, 2453 nucleotides long. RefSeq lists its product as uncharacterized. Gene Ontology annotation, molecular function: DNA-binding transcription factor activity, RNA polymerase II-specific; protein dimerization activity; RNA polymerase II cis-regulatory region sequence-specific DNA binding. Gene Ontology annotation, biological process: regulation of transcription by RNA polymerase II. The record is from RefSeq and is a predicted model, not a curated record. NCBI's taxonomy places the organism in Eukaryota, Fungi, Mucoromycota, Mucoromycetes, Mucorales, Cunninghamellaceae. The transcript is spliced from 3 exons. Bases 129 to 2189 code for a protein of 686 amino acids.
CACACACUCACACACUCCCCUAUAUUCACACUUACUCAUUCACUUACACUUCAUUUAUACAACUUUUACUUAUUCUUUUACUAUCCUCUUUGACUUUUUACUUUAUCUUUUUAUUUAUACAAGUUUAUAUGGACUAUACUCUUCAACAACAUAGUGAUUCAACAGGGUGGGUGUAUUCACAUGAAACUUCUUUACGUACGGAAACACAUGAACCUUUACGGGAACCUGUACCUUUUGAAGACUUUCAGUUUAGUUUUGGAUUGGACCCGGGAUUUGCCAUGCCUGUACCUUUGGAUAUGCCACCACCUGUUCCAGCUUUAAAUGAUUCAAACAGUUUAUUACCUAUGGAUAUUCAAAGUGAUGGACUUGAUACAACAACUAGUAAUAACCCUCUUCUUGAUGAAAACGACCAAAAGGCUUUCUCUCAAUUCUUGGAUGCUUUUUUUGUGGAUAAGGAUGGACAAAUGUCGAAUGCCGAACAAAUGGCGAGUCAAUUCUCUACUAUGUAUGAUAUACAACCUCCACCUUUAUCAUUGAAUGAUAAUUUUGAACCAAUUCCUCCUUCAAUACCUGAUCCUUAUCAUGUGGCCACAUCCAUGUUUUUACCAAAACCAACAACGAAUAUACGACCAAAUAAUAAUGAUAUUAAUGAUGGUGAUGAUGAUGAUGAUGAUGAUGACGAAUAUCGACGUAGUUCUAUAUUACAAUCAUUAGAUCAACAGAAACAGUUUCAUCAACGAUUGAAUAGGGUAGCUUCAGUACAACAACAAAAACAACAAAGCAGAAAAGAAAAUAUUAAUGAUCAAGGAUCUAUUGGCCCCAAUGCUAUUUUCCUUCAACAAAGCAAUCAAGUAUCAGCACCAUUUAUUACGAAACAUCCAUCAUCGGCACAAAGGUAUCAUGUUUCACAGCAUGCACCUUAUCCACCACCUGAAAGACAACAUUCAUCUUCUGCAUCUGGCAAUCAAGAUCAAAAGUCCUCUAGGUCCAUGUCUACUCCAACUCGGCGUAACAAAUCAAAUAAAGAAUUGUUGACUGAAGAAGAAAAACGAAACAAUCAUAUUGCAUCUGAACAAAAGCGGCGUAGUACAAUUCGAAAUGGUUUCAAGGAUCUAACUGACAUUGUGCCGACUCUAAAAAAUAUCAACAACUCGAAAAGUACGGUAUUAUUCAAGGCUGUGGAUUAUAUCAAGUAUUUGGAAAAACGCAACAAAAGUUUACGGGAAAAGGUGGGCUCAUUGGAAGUUCGAGUUAAGGUCGAAGGUAGAGUCAGUGACAUUUUGAUGCAUUCUUCGGCAUUACAACAUACACCAACACAAUCUUCACCGCCAUCCAUGGCUCCAUCUCAAUCAUCCCCAAUAUCACAACAAUCUUAUUCUGAAUCUGGUUCAUUGUCAUCCACUGCUGUGAUAUCAAAUGAAGAAUCUGAUGGCAUUAUCAAGGAUCACCGACAACAACAGCAGCAACAACAACAACAACAACAACAUUAUUGUCAUGACAAUAAUAGUAGUGGAGGUGUCGCAGCAGCACUUUUGGCUCACAAAUCUCAACAAAAACAGUUAAUGGCUUUACAAGAACAGUUACAAUAUCAUCAAAGGUUAUUGGCACAACAAGAUGAACAUUAUCAUCGAAAUACCAACAAGGAUAGUUACAAUAACAAUUAUCAUUCCAUUUCUUCUUCAUCAAACUCAUCAUCAUCACACUCUUCUCCUCAAUCAGCUGAUUUAUACCAACAUCCACCUGUAUCUUCUUCUCGAUGGAACAACAACUUAUCCAAGGACACGACAACUACAGCAACGACAACAUCAACUAUGCACACUCAUGUCAAAAUGGAAGUGGAUAAUGAAGAACCUUUGAAAAAUGUGAUGGGGUUGGAUGGAGAAUGGUGGCCAACAGGAUGUAAAGGUAACUCAGCACAACGGAUGAAAGCCCACAAGUUCUGUCAAUCCCCUGAUCAUCAUGACAAUGCGGCCACCAUGUGUCUGUGUCAUCAUCACCCACUUGGUUGGCCUGUAUGUAAACAACAACAACAACAAAAACGAUCUGACUCUUCAUUUACACUGUGUCAAGAAGAUUCUUAUGCUGCUUGCUUAAUGGCGUGUGAUGCCGCUGUUGAAACCAUCCUAUGUCAACAAACUCAAUUGUUACAAUGUACGCUACGCACACCUAGUUCUUUGAAUGUCUCAUAAUAAUAAUAAUAAUAUGGAGGAUGAUGACCGUAAAUAAACGAUAGAGAGUUAUAUUUAUAUCUAUAAAAAGUAAAAUCCAUUACUCAUUCACUUUCUGAUUUCUGUUUCUCUCUCUCUCUUGCGCCGGUAAAAAAAAAAAUCAUAUGUUGGUCCACAACUUCGAGCAAAAUCCAGUAAAAUCACUUGACUUUUGCUCUUUCUAUCUACAUAUUUUUUCAAUUUCUUCCAUUUUUCUGAAUACAUCCUAUUGAUAAAGGAUCCUUA